Thamnophis elegans (Western terrestrial garter snake) is the source of this 3437-nucleotide messenger RNA. It is a transcript of the gene FAM149A, whose product is annotated as family with sequence similarity 149 member A. The record is from RefSeq and is a predicted model, not a curated record. Bases 110 to 2056 code for a protein of 648 amino acids. NCBI's taxonomy places the organism in Eukaryota, Metazoa, Chordata, Lepidosauria, Squamata, Natricidae. The transcript is spliced from 13 exons.
AACACAUGCAGAAAAGAAAGGAUUCUUUGGGAAUAAGCCAGAGUGAGACAGAGAGAGCCGAGUUUGUUCAAAGGAAGGAGGAGGAGGGGCUUCUUGAGCUUUGUUUUUCAUGCACUUUGCUAGUGGGGUACGAUGCCCCUGCAGCCUGCCUGAUGCUGCUAGCUCCCAUCAGCAAGAGACGGAGCCAGAACUGAUUGUCAUAGGAAAAGGGCUGUCAAAAGGACUUGUGGACCAUCAUUUCCAAGCAAAGAAUGAAUAUUGCCUUCCAGCGCCUUUUACAAAAAGUGUAGAAGAAGCAAUUGACAGCUAUUCCUUGGCUUCUGUUUCCUCACUUUCACCAAGCGGACAAACAACACCCACAGAUUUGAAUAACUCUUGGUCAGGGAUACAAAGCUACACUACUGGCCCAUCUACGGAAAGAAGCUCUGUUUACUCCUGGGGCGAUGAUGAGUUUGAUAAAGCCAACACCCAGAGAGUGCAUCAGUUGUUUUGGGAUGUGGAUGAAAUGCUGUUUGAAGGAAAAGUGAGCUCCCAAACUGAGACUCUAAAGACAGAAUGCAAAGACUGGACAAAUAGAUCACUUCACCUAAGGAUUUUGGGAAAACAGCUUCUUUUUCCAAAAGAUGAAGGUUUUCAGCAUUAUCAGAGCAGAAGUUCUAGUUCUGUGUAUUCGAAAUCUGUACCUAGUUUGAGUGAAAUCAACACCAGUAUGAGAGAGUUAUGCAUCUCGGGAUCAAAACUGGUACCAGUGCACAAAUCAUUCAGCUCUGAAUUAUCAGAGAUUCCUUUACCUGAUGCACCUGGAUAUUCAUUCUUGGAGGAAGAAAUUUAUGAUGCAGAAGGAAAAAUGGAAGAAUAUCUUGCAUUUGACAAGAAAGAAAUUGAUGAUGAAGGUUUAGAGCAAAAGAAUGGUCAAUAUACCCAAAAACAGAUUAAACACGGCAUUCCUCCUGUUUCUCCCAACUCCUGCAUCCAAGAAGCUGUGACUGCUGAAGUGUUUGAUCAAAUCUGGAAAAAUGUAAUUAAAAUACUGGAAGAAUUAAUAAGAAAACACUGGGAAUCAUCUAUUAUAGAAAAUGACAAGCAUAUGGAGAAAUCAAAAGUUACUGGAAAUAAGUUGUCACAUAUUCCACCCUCCCGUGCUAUGGUAGAUACAUCAAGUGUUCCUCCAAGCAGAGGGUCAGAGGUUCGAUCUUUUGGUCUGCAUUUCGGACAAUCCCAGGCCCAUCGUUUCUCCAGCAGUUCACAUAGCAAUUUAAAUGGUGUCAUGACAAUUCAAGCUAAACCACUUCAACAGAGACAUUCAAGCUUCAUUGAAAAGCAUGAACAAGAAGAUAAGCCUCAAGGUAUGGGUUCCAGGAUUAAUUCAGCAAAGAAUCGAGUGGGGCGAAUGACUGAUAGCAAUGUCUCAUCAUUACCUCGAGUGUUGCCUGGAUCCUCUAAGAAAACAGUGGGCCAUCGUAGGUUACCAUCAAUAGCACAAGACCAACUACGUUUGAAGACUCCCAAUGUUUACAGUGAUGAGGUCCUGCGAGGAACAAAAUUAUGUACUGCCUUAGAUCGUUUGCCAUCUCCAUUUACACCUGCUAUCCGGAACAAGUUGCCACCCAUUAAUUCAGACACCAUUGAUCAAUACCUUUCAGUUCCUGGACUACGCUUAAGCUUUCAUAGAGGAAAACAACUUCACAGCAGAAUAUCCAGUGCAGUACCUCAUGGUCUGGAACGACGACCUCAUAGAGAGAGAACUGUCUUAAUAGAUCAGUUUUCAAGGCCCAACACAACUCAUACCUUCCGGUCAGAUACACCUCAGAAAAGGUCACUAACUUCUAUGGAUCUUGCGAAUCAGUUGUGGACAGGCCAAGGGGUAGUAACAGGUAAGAUCUUUUUCAUAAGUAUAUUUUUCAAAAAGACAACAUGCUUUAGGAUUAUAGGAAUGAUUUCAAAAUUAUUAUAUUUAACAUGCUGGCAUUUGAGUGCCCUUUCCUAUAUGCCCAGCAAAGAGACCUUAGAAAACAAGGCAAGUUUAAGACAGCCUCCCCUACUGACCUUAGAAUAGGUUCAUAUUGAGAUAGGUGGUCUCUUAGAAAGCUAAGUUCAGAAAUCAUUAAGGCCAGAGGCCAAAGCCAAAACUAUUAAAUUGGAAAAAAUGGUGUUCACCCAUGCAAAUCUUUCAACAUGGUUUUCUGCUAUUAUUUACUGCUUAUCCACCUGACUGGCAGCACCUAAAGUUUUUGGAUGCAUUUCAAUAAUAGUCCUUCAUUGAAUACAUUGCUUUAGAUAAAUUGCUGUGGGCAUCUAUCUGGCUCGGUUGCAGUUGGCACACUAGAUGUAAUUAUAUAGCCACCACUGGUGUUGGGAAUGUCUGUUUGGAGAGAGAGCACUGAGUCAAGGUGUGCUCCUAGAAACCUGAUUUUUGAGAGGAAGAACAAUCUCACCCAAAAUAAGAUGAAAUUAAUCCAGAAGCUGAGUUAAUGAACACUCCUCGAUAGCUUCUGGACUAAAUUACAGCUUGUUUACUUUGUCCAGCAUUACUGAACUUAACAAUCUGCUAAGAAUUGGUUGUUUCCUUGGAUUUAAAUCUCUGAGAAUAACUGAACUACCUGCCAUUUGCAUUCUUAAGGCAUCCAUAUAACAUCUACCAAUGAUUUCAGGGAGAUAUUGAACAGCAGAAGAGAACACAGAAGACCAAGCACUUCAAUGUCAAAAGUCAUCUCCCACCACAAUCCUGUGACAGUAAAUAUAGCAGAUAGAAUAGGGUUGAAAGGCCCAGCUCUGCUAAUGUAAAAUAAUUUUUCUGUAAUCCACAUUUAGUUCUUGUGUAUACAUUAUCUUCUAAACUGGUCAAAGCAAUCCUGGUUUCAUAUGCUGGCCAAAAGCCUGAGUGAAAUGGUCAGCCUCUUUCAGAUGUGUUUCAGAAUCUCUUACAGGGAUUCUACUUCCUUGAUAAAUGUAGCCAAAAAUGUUGCACUUGAGAGUUCUAAGUCAAGGAAAUAUUUUGAUGAUUGUGAUGAAAUGGGGGUUUGACUCGGAGAAGAGGAAAAAAGAAUGCUGAACAGUUACAAAAUAGAUAUCUGAGGGUUGGGAAAGUAGAAAACAUGAGAAAUUAAUUCAAAACAAUUUGCCUUGAUUGUGAUAUGAGAAACAGAGAAGAAAGUUGAUAGGUUUUCAAGUGUCUGUUGCAAUACCGAAACCUCAUUGAAAUACCGUACAUUCCAUUCCUGUCAACUCCACUUUAAAAAGCUGACAGUAAUGGAUUUCUUUAGGGUUGAGAGAUACAUGUUUGAGGAAUACAGGGUGAUGAUUAACUGCUAAUAAAUUUACCAUCUCAAUAUCCCUUCAGAUUAUAGCAGAAAGCAUAUUUACUGAAAUGGUUUGAAUGGAACACUGAAGGCUAACUUUACCCACAACCAGGAGUUUGAUCCUGAUGGUUCAAGGUU